UAUAAUAUAAUUAAUUUAUUUGAAAUUUUAAUAAAUAAAAAUCAAUUAUAAAUCUAAAAGGCGAUUACAUACGGAAAUAUUAUUUUUUAAUCAAUUACAUGUGUAAUAAAUGAGAACACGUUUUUUUAUGUAUUUUAAGUAACACUAUUAAAUUUCAAAUUGUGACAUUAAAGCAUUCUUCGCCCAUAGAAAAAAAAUAAACAAUCCUAUAAAAUAUUUUAAGUUUAAUUAUUAAUUUACAUGUCUUUGAUGUCUUAUAUUUAAUUUUUGAAUAGAAAACUUAAACUAGAAUUUGGAAAAAUGAUCAUUAAAAUGAUAAUGGUAAUGAAGAUUGCUUUGAUCAAAGACCAUUAUAAUGAAUCUAAAAAUUCUAAAAAUUUGGCUUCACAAGUUUGAAAGGAUGUUAAAAGCAAAUGAAGAAUUUAUUAUUAAGAUUAUGAGAGAAAUUGAUGAUUUAUAAGGUUUUAGAUAAUGGAAGAAGAUAGUCUACAAAAUAUUCAAAGUGAAACUCUUUCAUCAAAUCCUACUAGCAUUGCCUAUGAAAAAUUUCUUCCAGUAUUAGUGCAAUGCUUUGCAGUGAUUUUUCUUGGAUAUGUUUCUGGAAGAUUUGGAAUAAUGACAUCCACAGAAUCCAAAGGACUGGGUAUAUUUGUCAGAUAUUUCUGUCUACCAUCACUUAUAUUUAAUACUUUAAUGAAAAUAGAAUUUUCAAAUGUAAACUGGAGAUUUUUAGCUUGUAUUUUUAUUGCAAAGUUAUGCAUAUUUAUUAUUGUAAUAAUUAUUACAUUAAUCCUCACCAAGCCAACAAAUGUAGGGAAAGCUGGUCUUUAUGCAAUAUUUUCUACUCAAAGCAAUGAUUUUGCUCUUGGUUACCCAUUAUUGUUAACUUUGUAUUCCAAAUGGCAUCCUGAAUAUUCUCAAUAUUUAUAUCUUAUAGCUCCAAUGCAGUUAGCACUUUUAAAUCCAUUUGCUUACAUAUUAAUGAAUAUACAGCAGACUAAAGAAAAUGAUCAGAAUAAUAAAGUUCAGAGUUGUUGGUUUAAAGCUUAUUUUGGUUUUGCUGCAAAUCCUAUUAUUGUUAUGACAUUUCUUGGAAUUUUUGGAAAUAUUUUAUUUCACCAUAAAUUACCACUUAUCAUUUCUCAGCUUCUAGAUGUUUUUGGUACUGCAUAUCCAGCUUGUGCUCUCUUUCUUCUUGGACAUAAUAUAGUUGGAACAUUUAAAUUAUUAAAAGGAAUUACAUUUAUUGUUCCCAUCUUGUUAAUUUCUGCAAAAAUUUUAAUUCUUCCACUAUUAAUACGUGAGUUAGUGAUACAUUUAGCUAAUGAUGGUACUACAGAAGAAAAUAAAGAUUUAAGUAAUUUUGGAUUUCUCUAUGGAACAUUUCCAACUGCACCAACUGUUUUUAUAUUUGCUACACAAUAUGAAAUGUCCACAGAAAUAGUUGCACCAGGUAUGGUUGCAUGUACAAUGCUCUCUGCACCUUUAAUGUUUGUAUCAGCUAGCAUGACAACACUACAAAUGUCAAAUUUAUCCAGUUUUCAUAAUGAUUUAAUUAGUACAUUGACAUGCACAUCUAUACUUGGAUUUAUGUGUAGUUGUUGGGUAUUUAUUAUUUUUAUUAUUGGAAAAAAAUGGAAAUUUGUAAUACAUAAAAUUACUUUUCUUUUGAUUUUCUCUCAAAUUUUAGUUUCUUUGGGAGGAAUUCUGUGGUCAUUUAUUAAUGUAAAGCAUCAUUGGGCAUUUUAUGUUCAGUAUGUAUUAUCUGCAGGAGGAAUAUUUUCUUCUCGAAUAUGGACUUCACUAUUGGCUCUUGCAUUAGCCUUAUUACAUUGGAGAAGUUUGUGUUUUGUUUAUAGAAUUUACAAAUAUAUGAUAUAUUUUGGUUUUAUUGCAACCAUAAUGGUUGUUACUAUUUUAGCUAUAAAAAUGAGGAAUUUUCUGCCAGACAAAACAAAGAUUGAUCCAAGUUUUCAGUUUGGUGAAGCACAAGCAUCUGUUGCAUUUGUUGUUAUAUUUUUUAGUUUGGCUGUAACUAUUAUAUCUCUAAUAAUUCAGCAGCAUUAUUCAUCUAAAUCUCUUGCUUUUCAUUUAUGUAUAAAUGAAGAAUCUGAAUCAAAAACAGAUGUACUUAAAAAGCAUCCUUAUGAAGUUGAUGAAACAGUUUUAAAGACAUUAAAUAAAUCUGUAGGUCAAGGAGAGGAAUUGGAAGAAAUUGAGGAUUUAAUUUCAGUAAAUGAAAUAGAUGAAUCUGAAAUAUUGUUAAAUAAAUACCAGUACUCUCCGUUGUGUGGAAAUCAUUUUAGAUGUUCAUCGGAACAAAGAAGGAAGUGCAGUGUUUUAAUUAAAAAUCAUUCUGUAUCGUUUGAAAAAUUUGAUUCGGAGACAGAUUUAAUGAAACAAGAAAAUGAUUAUGAUCAAAUAUUAAGAUGUAUCAUUCUUCUUCUUCUGCUAUGUAUAUCAUUGAUUGUAGGCUUAGCCAUUUGCUUAUGGAAACUUUUUUUAGAAGCAACAACAGGUAUAUAUGUAGAAUUAGAAUUUCUAGAUGUUAUACUUAAUUAUGGUCAAGGUAUCAUUACAUUUUUUGUGUUUGGAUUAGAUGCAGAAGUUGUUGUGCAACCCUGUAUACAAAUAUGGAAUUAUAUUAAAAAAGAUUAUCAUUUAAAUUUAGGUAAAACUGAUUUAUCAUCAUUUGAAACAGAUCAGGUUUGUGAACAAUUUAUAAUUUAUCAUAGAGAUAAAUGUAUUAAAGAAUUAGAAACCAAUAAAAGAAUAGGAAAUGAUUUAUACAGUUCAGUUUUUACUGGACAAAAAUUAGUUGAUUGGCUGUUAGCUGUAGGAUUAGCAAAAGACAGAAGAGAAGCAACAAAUUAUGGUCAGCAUCUAUUGUUAGGAAAUGUUAUUAGACACGUGAAUGAAAAACAUUUCUUUCAUGACAAUUUAUAUUUUUAUACAUUCUUUCCAAAAGAUAGAAGUUAAUGUUUCAUGCUUAAUUUAAAACUUGUUUGUUUAUUUAUUUAAAAUUAUAUUUUAUAUUUAAAUUUUGAACCUAUCAAAAAUUUGUAAUGUAAUAAAUUAUUUAAGUUUCAUGGGU
Messenger RNA from Centruroides sculpturatus (bark scorpion), 3094 nucleotides. RefSeq names its product integral membrane protein GPR155-like. Gene Ontology annotation, cellular component: membrane. Lineage: Eukaryota; Metazoa; Arthropoda; Arachnida; Scorpiones; Buthidae. Bases 472 to 2979 code for a protein of 835 amino acids. Gene Ontology annotation, biological process: intracellular signal transduction; transmembrane transport. The transcript has 3 exons. The record is from RefSeq and is a predicted model, not a curated record.